Messenger RNA from Striga asiatica, 5053 nucleotides. NCBI's taxonomy places the organism in Eukaryota, Viridiplantae, Streptophyta, Magnoliopsida, Lamiales, Orobanchaceae. The record is from the annotation of a GenBank genome assembly.
AUUACCAAAUCAAAUCGAAAAUAUUUUGAUUUCCUCUCUACUCGUUGCCUUCCAUAUAUCCUAUUGUUUAAUAAUACCACGUAACGUCAUUUGUUUUGUCGACCUUCGUGGUAAAUCUAACUUGACCAAGAAACUGGGGAGAGAGGUAGAAAAUCAUGGUCAAAUAAGAUUUCAGUAGAUGGAGUUUGGUCCUGCUAUUAAUUUCGAGCAAGUCCAACAACUUGGCCGGAUAAAGGUCAGUUAUGGGAACGGAAAGGAUAUAUAAUUUGAAACCUGGAAACGAGAGGAAAAUACUUUGAAAAAAAGAGGGUUAGAUAUUAGGAGAUUGAUUUUCAUGUAUUUAUUUACUUUUCCAUCUUCUUUCCCGAGUAGAAUGGGGGUUUAUGUGUAGGCUAAACCACGUGAAAAGGAGAUCAANAAAAAAAAAAAAAAGAAGAAGAAGAAAACAAGAGUAGAAAAGUAGUCAUGGACUUGAAUGUUGCAGCGGAAGAAGAUGAGGGUUUGUGCGCUAUGGACGAGAAAAGGGCUGAAGAAAACGUGGAGAGUGGAUUUGAAGUUCCGGAUUAUGGAGCUGAGCAAGAGAAAGUUAAGGACGAUAAAGUAGACGCUAAACACGAGGACAUAGAGAUUGUGAAAGAGGAAGGAAAUGGGAAUUCGGGCGGAAAAGUUAAAGGGAGGGAAGUGAGUGCCUCAGUAAAGAGGGAGUCGAGGAGGAAAUCCUGCCAGCUGGCGAAAGAGAAGAUCGGGAAACUGAGCCAGGGUAUGUAUGUGUGGGAAGAUGAGACGACCAAGGGCAUAUAUGUCACGGAAGAUGACGAGAGGCCGAGAAGGAGUCGAAAGAGAAAGAAGGAAAGUCAGGAUAUUGGUGUUGAUGGUUUGGAUGUAGUGAAAAGUGGGGAAGUGGAAGCCCCACAAAGAAGGGAGGGUGUUGAAGGGCAGGUUGUGGAAAAUGAAGCUAUUGGCAGUGGUGGUGAGGUGGUAAGGAUAAAUGGAAACCCAAAGAAAAAGAGGGGGAGGCCGCGGAAAAAUGUGUCUAGUAAGGGAUUCGAAGGGAAGGGAGUGGACAGUAAAGGAACUUCAUGUGAGGUUGAGGAAGUUAAAAUCGAAAAAGUGGAAGGCCCAAAAAGUGAGGAUAUUGGUGGUGAGGUGAAAACUGGGGUAGUUGAAGGCUCCAAGAAAAAGAGGGGGAGACCAAAGAAAUAUGUGGCAGGGAAGGGAGUGGAAGUUAUAGUGAAUAGUGGAAAAGUGGAAGGGCCGAGAAAACAGAGGGGGAGACUGCCAAAACGUGUAGUCGAGGAGCAAUUGAAAAUUGAAGCUGAUGCUGGUGAGGGUGUGGGGGAAGUAAAAAAUGGGUCGAGUGAGGGGAAGGAGAAGGAAGUUGAAGGGAAUGUGGUGGAAAAUGAAAUUAUUGGCUGUCAGGGUGUAAACAGUGGGAGAGUUGAAAGCCAGAAGAAAGAGGGGGAAGGAUCUCUCAAAGAAGGGAAGGGAGUCGAAAAUGCUGAUGUUGGCAUUGAUGGUGUGGAGGAAGGCGGAAAAAGAAAGAGGGGCCGAAAACCGUUUAAAAAAGGAGCCGGAGAGAAGGUUGAAGGCCAGGGAGGGGAAAAUGCAGGUAUAGGGGUUGAGGUUGGGGAGGUAGUGAAAAAUAGGGGAGUGGUGGGACCGAAAAGGAAGAGAGGAAGACCCCGGAAGGAUGGCGCACAUAAAGAAUUUGAAGGGAAGGGAGUGGAAAAUAAAGGUGUUGUCCAUGAGGAUGUGGAAGAAAUUAAAAAUAGAAUACUGAAAGGUCAGAAAAGAAGAGGUGGGAAGAGAAAAGCAUUGAAAGAUGGGCAGGAGGAGAGAGUUGGAGGAGGGGCAAACCAAGAAGAAACCGGAAAUAGUGAAGGAAAAUGUUGCCCUGGAACAAAUGUCGAUGGACUGGAUAGUGUAGCGGAGACCAUGUCUAGGGGAAAGCAGAAAGGAAACGGGAUUGAGCGGAACACCUGCCACCAGUGCAAAAGGAAUGAUAAAGGAAGGGUUGUGCGUUGCACCAAGUGUAAGAGAAAACGAUAUUGUGUGCCUUGCAUGAAUAGAUGGUAUCCUCAGCUUCCAGAGGAGGCUUUUGCUGAAGCUUGCCCCGUUUGUUGUGAGAACUGCAAUUGCAAGAGUUGCUUGCGGCUGGAAGUGCCGAUUUCGUUGAAGAGUGUGGAAUUGGAAUACAAUGAUGAAGAACAGAUGCAAUACUCUAAAUAUAUGCUGCGUUUGCUUCUGCCCUUCUUAAAACAAUUUCAUGCAGAACAACUAGUUGAGAUGGAAAUGGAGGCUAAGAUACGAGGACUCUCAAUUUUAGAAGUAAAGCCACGAAAAUCAGACUGCGAGCUGAACGAACGAAUAUUCUGUGAUAAUUGUAAAACAUCCAUUGCUGAUUUAUACCGAAGCUGCUCUAAGUGUUCGUACGACUUUUACUUGCACGGUGAUCUGGAUGAGGGUUCUCUUCCAAUCAAGAAUGAACCUCAUCCUGAGAUUGAUGAGGGUUCUCUUCCAAUUAAGAAUGAACCUCAUCCUGAGAUUGAUGAGGGUUCUCUUCCAAUCAAGAAUGAACCUCAUCCUGAGAUUGUUGAGACUGUUGCUAAUAAUCUUGCUGUAAUAGAGUCCGAAUGGAAACCUACAGAAACAGGUACUAUCCCAUGCCCACCGCCAUUUGUGGGGGGCUGUGGUGAAGGGAUUUUAGAACUGAACAGUGUUUUUGGGGAUAAUAUUGUCUCUAACUUAUUGGUGAAAGCGGAAGAGUUGGUGAGGUUAGAUAUAGAGAAACUGCCUAAAAUUUCUGAAAAGUGUUCGUUGUGUUUAAAUUUAUCUAGCGAGAACACAAAUGGUGGUCAUGAACUGCGUAGAGCGGCCUUCCGGGAGGACUCGGAGGACAAUUUCUUAUACUGUCCCAAGGCUAAAAGCCUUGAAAGUGAUGAUUUGAGGCAUUUUCAACGGCAUUGGUUGAGAGGUGAGCCUGUGGUUGUUAGUAAUGUGCUCGAGACUACAUUUGGUUUGAGCUGGGAGCCUAUGGUUAUGUGGCGGGCUUUUCGUCAGGUCAGGAACCAUAAGACCGAGCUUCUUCUCAAAGUGACCGCAUUAAAUUGCUUGGACUGGUGUGAGGUCGAGAUAAAUAUUCACAAGUUUUUCAGUGGGUACUCGAAGGUUCAAUCUGACAGUUAUGGAUGGCCUCAGAUUCUCAAGUUGAAAGAUUGGCCUCCUUCUAACUUGUUCGAGGAGAGGCUGCCACGUCAUGGUGCAGAAUUCAUCAGCUGCUUGCCUUUCAAAGACUACACACAUCCACGUCAUGGGUACCUUAAUCUAGCUGUCAAAUUGCCAAACGAGUCUCUGAAGCCGGAUAUGGGGCCCAAGACAUAUAUUGCCUAUGGACUUUCUCCCGAACUUGGACGAGGGGACUCCGUGACAAAAUUACACUGUGAUAUGUCUGAUGCAGUGAAUGUUUUAACACAUGUAGAGGAACCUGUUCUCAAACCUGAACAGCUUUCGACUAUAAAAGAACUGCAGAAGAAGCAUGCUGCACAGGAUGAAAUAGAAUUGUACAGAAAUGAGUCUUUGGACGCCUCCAAGUUGGCAUGUGAAAACGAUAAGCCAACAACUUCUGACUAUACUAAUGGAAAUUCACCAAGUAAAAUGCCAGUCGAAAAAGAAAUAGUAGAACCUUGGGUGUCGGAAUACAGGGGUGUUGAGAUGGGCCAUCUUUGCACAGGAAAAAAUAAUGAUGAUGUAAUCUUGAGAAAUAACAAUCUGGAAAUACCUUUUGUCGAUCAACAGAAAUUUUCGGAAACUUCAGGAACUGGUAAAGAAGACCGAGAGGAUGGUUCCAACCAGGUACAUCUUUGCACAGGGAAAAAUAAUGAUGAUAUGAUCGAGAAAAAUAACAAUCUGGAAAUACCUAUUCUCGAUCCACAGAAUUUUUCGGAAACUUCCAGAAUUGGUAAAGAAGACCGGGAGGAAGGUUCCAACCAGGUACAUCUUUGCACAGGAAAAAAUAAUGACGAUGUAAUCGUGAGAGAUAGCAAUCUGGAAAUACCUAUUGUCGAUCGACAGAAAGUUACGGAAACUUCCGGAACUUGUAAAGAAGACCGAGAGGAAGGUUCCAAACAGGAGAAGAUCAAUAUUUCGGCUCCAGAAAUUAUUUCAGAAAGUUCUGGAGAUCCUGAAGGUGGUGCUCUUUGGGAUAUUUUUAGGAGGCAGGAUGUACCUAAACUGGAGGAAUACGUGAGGAAGCACUUCAAGGAAUUUAGACAUAUUCAUGGCAAUCCGUUACCGCAGGUUGUCCACCCUAUCCAUGAUCAAUCUGUAUACUUGACCAUGGAGCAUAAAAGGAGGCUUAAGGAGGAAUAUGGGAUUGAACCAUGGACUUUUGUUCAGAAGUUGGGUGAUGCUGUUUUUAUACCUGCUGGCUGUCCACACCAAGUUAGAAAUUUAAAGUCUUGCAUUAAGGUCGCACUUGACUUUGUCUCACCGGAAAACGUCCAAGAGUGCGUUCGGUUAACAGAGGAAUUCCGCACUCUUCCACAAAAUCAUAGGGCUAAGGAAGACAAGUUAGAGGUGAAGAAAAUGACUCUUCAUGCAAUUCUCCAAGCUGUGGAUUACUUGGAGAGGAUGUCUGGAUUUAAACAGUGCUGAUUGUUGCUUUUUGGCCGGUGUCUUCAUCAGAGUUUGUUUUACGAAGUUUGCCCCUAAUCUUCUGCUCCCAAGUUGUUGGAUCUGGUUUGGUCGUGUGUGACACACGUAGUUUGAAUUUCAACUGGUCACAUGGAGCAGCUUUUUGUAUAAAUAAUCUCUAGUUGCUGCUCUGUUUCUUUGUUCUUUCUUUCGUUUUGUAGGACGUUAGCCUGGAGUUUAUAACCGUAGUGUGUGUGGAAAAACCACUUUGUAUGCUCGGUAUAUAUUGUUCUUACCAAAAUUCUAAAAACAGGCCGGUCAUCAAGCCGGUCAAGCUAAUGUGGUCCAAUGGUUCAUUGUUCCGAUCAGUAUUUGAACUGGUUGGAUUGGUAUUUAAUUUAUUUAUAUUUUCAAACAUAUA